AUGUACAACUUCAAGCUUCUCGCAUUUGCUGCCCUCCUUUGUACCAGCGAGGUUUUGGCUGGCAAACUCCAAAUUUCGACUUGGAACACAAAAGGUGGUCUGAAAGGGGAGGGCGGUUUGGAAAAGCUGGCCGCUGGCAACAUUCCCAACGAAUACGACCACCUGGUGCUCCAACACAUCCAUGCUUGGUCGGGCGGCACGCACACGGCUAGCCAGGGCGGUAGAUCUGGAAACGUUUACGUCGUCUCGACUAAACACGGGGACCAUUAUACAAGCUACGAAGAUAGCAAGACCAAGGCCACUGAGGCGAACAGAGCGCUGAAGACUAAGAUCCACAAAGAGGUCAAAAAGGCCGAGGAAGAGGCGGCCCGCCACCACCACGGCCACGGGGGCGGCGGCAGCCCCCACGGAAGCCAUGGUAGCCAUGGAGGCCACGGAGGCCACGGAGGUCACGGCCACCACCGUCGUCGUGGCGGCGUCGAUGAGGACGUCGAUGAGGACGUCGAGGACCUCCUGGAAGAGGAAGAGGCCACUGAGUAA
This is a messenger RNA of Talaromyces rugulosus, 540 nucleotides long. RefSeq lists its product as uncharacterized. The record is from RefSeq and is a predicted model, not a curated record. The transcript has a single exon. The coding region runs from base 1 to 540 and encodes 179 amino acids. Lineage: Eukaryota; Fungi; Ascomycota; Eurotiomycetes; Eurotiales; Trichocomaceae.